Messenger RNA from Scheffersomyces amazonensis, 1650 nucleotides. RefSeq names its product Ste3p (gene STE3). The transcript has a single exon. The record is from RefSeq and is a predicted model, not a curated record. Lineage: Eukaryota; Fungi; Ascomycota; Pichiomycetes; Serinales; Debaryomycetaceae. The coding region runs from base 349 to 1617 and encodes 422 amino acids. Gene Ontology annotation, cellular component: plasma membrane. Gene Ontology annotation, molecular function: mating-type factor pheromone receptor activity. Gene Ontology annotation, biological process: G protein-coupled receptor signaling pathway.
AAAAAGAUGGGAAAGUUGGUGUGCCUUCUAAGUGGUAAUAUUUUAGUGAGAUAAUGUAAAUUUUUUUUGCAGGCAAAAAAAUAUUCGCAGUGCUCUGCUGCAGAAAAUUACCUAUUUGGGACUUCUAAGAACAAUUUCUUUACAAAUUUAUGCAAGAAAUUUUGCAUUCGAAUUUAAAUGCCCAUCAUCUUCAUAGUCGAAUCAUUCAUAUUUAUCAUGAUGCAAGAUUGAUGGAUGUUUCAGAUUUGAUUUCUGAAGCAUAUAUAAUGAGUAGAAAAAUCCAAAAUUGAGGGAAAAUUUUGAAAAAGAAUUUAUCAUUAAAUAAAUCUCUCUCCAAUCUUCAACAAUAUGAUACCUAAAGCUGCUGGUAUUGCCUCAUUAUCAUUUAUCGCCUUUGUCCUUUUGACUCCGGCAUUUAUUUGGCAUUGUAAGAAUAGAAAUAUACCUGCUAUUUGUUUAAUAUUUUGGUUACAAUUUGUUAAUUAUAAUAGAUUUGUUAAUUUAUUGAUUUGGAGUGGUGAAGAUUUUUAUACAAAAUGGAAUGGGAAAGUCUAUUGUGAUAUAACUACCAAAUUAGAAGCUGGAUCUUCUACCGGAAAGAUUGCUGCAGUUGCCGCUCUUGCUAUGAAUCUUUAUAUGGUAUUAGAUGCUAAACAUCCAAUAUUCUUAGAUCCUAAAUCUUGGAAUAAGAGAAUUAUUGAUUUAUCAAUUUGUUUAAUUACUCCUAUAUUCAUUAUGGCAACUAAUUUUAUUAUUGCUGGUAGAAGAUAUGUAAUAGUUCGUUUCCAAGGAUGUACUACAGCUUAUGUCUAUAGUGGUGCUACCCUUGGACUUUUCUCAGUAUGGACUGUAGUUUGGAGUUUCUUUGCUGUUUUGUUUGCUGGUUUAACUAUUUAUAAAUAUUUUGCUAUUAGAAAAGAUGUGGCUGAUAUCUUGAGAUGUACCAACUCGGGUUUAAAUCUUAGAAGGUUUGCUAGAUUAUUGAUUUUCAGUUUAAUUGUCAUUCUUGGUGUUGCUCCAGUAGCUAUCUACUAUUUUGUUCUUGAUGCUCAAGUUUAUAGAGGUCCAUUCAACUGGAGUGCAAUUCACAAUGAAUUGUGGGGUAACAUUGAAUACUUCGAUUUUGGUUUCGUAUUGCUUUAUGAUAAUUUUAUUAAUAUGGGUUUGUCAGUCAUUGCCUUUUUGAUUUUCGGUUUAGGAUCAGAUGCGGUUCAAAUGUAUAAAUCCACAUUCCAUAUUUUAACCUUACACAUGUUUGAUUCUAAGAGAAGACAAGAGUUGGAAAUGGCAACUCAAAUUGAUUCAUUGGCUCCACAAUCUAGAAUUAAUAGUAAUAAAUCUCAAUUCACUACUAGUACUGGACUCAGUGGUUCAACAAUGCAAGAAUUUGAUAGGCAUUAUGGUGAUCUUCUUGAUGAUCAUUACAAUUUAGAUAGUCCAGGUACUGCUGCUACUACACCUAAAUAUUUAAUUAAUAGUUCUGAUUUAGAAAAGGGUUCAAGAUCCAAUAGUCCUACACUUUCUGAAACAACUGCAAAGGAAUUUAAUUUCAUGCAAAAUGAACAAACUGAUAGUGAUGAAGGCUUUGGUUACAACUUUCAAGUCAAACAAAAAUAGGCGAACUACUUCUUUAAUAUACUUCUUUGGUUA